This is a messenger RNA of Melampsora larici-populina 98AG31, 633 nucleotides long. RefSeq lists its product as uncharacterized. The record is from RefSeq and is a predicted model, not a curated record. Gene Ontology annotation, molecular function: hydrolase activity. The transcript is spliced from 2 exons. Lineage: Eukaryota; Fungi; Basidiomycota; Pucciniomycetes; Pucciniales; Melampsoraceae. The coding region runs from base 1 to 633 and encodes 210 amino acids.
AUGGCAAGGGACAUUCUUAUCGACCCUUCAACGACCACUCGACUCUCAACGCAUUGGAAACUCAUACUUCCUAAAGCUCCAAUCAUUCCAUUUACUGUCUAUUCAGAUCAACCCAAUGGAGGAGCGCGACCUGUAUGGUUCAACAUCAAUGACUGGAGGGACUUGAACUAUCUUGAAGAGGAGGAUGAAUUGAUGCGAAGCUGUAUUCAUGUCGAGCAAGUCAGAGAAUCGAAGAUGCAAAUGAACAAGACUAUCAUCGCGGGCUUCAGUCAAGGCUACCACUCCUGCUUUCAACUGUUCCCGGGUUCCAUCGACCAACUGCCUUCUACUGGAUUCACGGGACUACACGAAGUUUUAACAUACAACGCUGCAAACACCGGUUUGAACUUUUUACGAAGGAUCUCUCAAGAAGCAUUUGAGCGAGCAAAAUUCAAGACCAUCGCUGGAUUAGCACAUGGCUUUUGGGAGAAUGAACAGAUAGCAGUAACCAAUUGGAUUGAAGGCAUCGUAGAUCAAGAUACUACAGGAGAAUUCGAUGAUUCAUUAGAUAAUUUAGACCAGCCUGAAAACGAGUUAGAUGAUCCUCAACAUCCAGUUCAACACUCGAUAUCUUUCAGUGUCUGCUUGGGAUGA